Molecule: messenger RNA, 642 nt
Organism: Cantharellus anzutake
Lineage: Eukaryota; Fungi; Basidiomycota; Agaricomycetes; Cantharellales; Hydnaceae
Product: nitroreductase family protein
Exons: 4
Coding region: 1-642 (213 amino acids)
Biological process (GO): cellular response to oxidative stress
Source: RefSeq, a predicted model, not a curated record
AUGUCGUCCUCUGGAACGGUGUCGAACGUCGAGGGCAAGGCCGAUCCGUUUCUGGAAGCUGUCCAGAUCCGACGAAGCAUAUAUGCGUUGACAAAUCAGAGCACUAUCUCAGACGAACGAAUCGUCAAGCUCAUUGAACAUUCAAUAUUGCAUACGCCAACUUCGUUCAAUGCCCAGUCAAAUGUGGCGAUAGUGCUUUUUGGGGAGCACCAUCUCAAGCUAUGGGACAUCGUUAAAGAUGUAUUAGUGUCCAAGUUGGGCACGGAGAAGUACUCAAAAACUGAAGCCAAGAUCAACGGUUUUCGUGGUGCGUACGGUACAGUUCUCUGGUUCAUCGAGAACCGUCAAGUCGAAGCCCAGAAGCAGAAAUUCCCCACGUAUGCCGAGGAGUUCGAUUCGUGGGCGAUCCAGAGUAUCGGGAUGGCCCAGUCGAAUGCAUGGGUGAGCCUCGAGCGUGAGGGUCUCGGCGUGAAUUUGCAGCAUUAUGGAAACUUGAUCGGGGAGCGAGUUCGGAAGGAAUUCAAUGUACCAGAGGACUGGAUUCUUAUCAGCCAACAGCCAUUCGGCACUCCGGCAGCAGGCUGGGUGGCUCCAGAGAAGCAAUUCAAACCAAUUGAGGAGCGACUAAGGGUACUCAAAUAA